AUGCAUAUUAAUCCAGGAAGUAUGAAGGCUAAUUUAAUUGAUAUUCAAUCAAUAGUUGCGAAUACAAAUUUACACGCAGUUGCUGUUUCAGAAACAUGGUUUAAUGAAAAGCACAAUGAUAAUCUCAUCUCCCUCACAAACUUCACUCUCAUUCGUCAUGAUAGAAAGAAUAAGCGUGGUGGAGGUGUUGCGUUGUACUUAAGACCUGGAAUUAACUAUAAAAUAAUUACAAAAAGUCACCCAAACUCGUUCUCGGAAUAUCUGUUCAUUGAAGUUUUUCCAAACUCUGAUAAGUCGUUUGCGUUAGGAGUCGUGUAUAACCCGCCAGCUAAUACAAAAAUAGAGCCAUUAAAACGUUGUUUAAGCAAUAUUUCUAAUUGCCUAAUUAUGGGUGAUUUUAAUAUAAACUUCUUGAAUAGUUCAAGUAUGACUACUCGUUUCAGAUCGUUUUUAAGUUCAAUUGAUUUGUGUUGUAUUAAUUCGACGGAAACAAAUUUUGUUAAAGGAAAAACGCCAACACAGAUUGAUCUUUUAAUUGCAAAAAAUAAAAGCUUCAUAAAGACUUUCUCGCAGCUGCCUUUAGAUAAAGUUGCGCCCCUUCGUAGUAUUGAAAUUAAACCCAAUAAUAAACCUUCAUGGCUUACUCGUGAAUUAGAAAAUCUUAUGAAUGCUCGCGAUUUUUACCAUAACAUUUAUUACUCCGAAAAGAAUUUACAUCUUCAAUCAAAAUAUUACAACACUUUCAAAAAAUUAAGAAAUAAAGUAAAUGCGCUGAAGCGAAAGCUAAAAAUGAAGAAAGCUCGUUCUCUUCUUGAUCCAAAUUUGCCACCAAAACUUUCAGCUCAAAUUCAUUAA
Messenger RNA from Clunio marinus, 855 nucleotides. The record is from the annotation of a GenBank genome assembly. NCBI's taxonomy places the organism in Eukaryota, Metazoa, Arthropoda, Insecta, Diptera, Chironomidae.